Molecule: messenger RNA, 824 nt
Organism: Musa acuminata subsp. malaccensis (wild Malaysian banana)
Lineage: Eukaryota; Viridiplantae; Streptophyta; Magnoliopsida; Zingiberales; Musaceae
Biological process (GO): translation
Cellular component (GO): cytosolic large ribosomal subunit
Molecular function (GO): 5S rRNA binding
Source: RefSeq, a predicted model, not a curated record
UCAAGGCUUAUAAUAGCCGGCCGGAUCCCGUCGGUGGUCCUCGCCUCCGGAGGGGCCGGCGCCGUCGCCUCCAACAGGCAGCUGCUCACCACCGACGCGAAGCAGAUUCACGAGCUCCUCAAGCAGUCGCCUUUCUCUGCUCCACUCCCAUCAGGCUCCAGGUCCGGCUCAUCGGUCGUCCUCCAGUCCGGCACGGUUCUCCCCAUCAAGGUUCAUAGGAUCGUGGAGACAGAGAAGAUUCUGAACUUGGUGAUGGCAUGGGUAGAGAAGGGAACGGAGUUGAAGGUUGAUGUGCCUGUGGUCUUCAAGGGGGAGGUUGUCUGCCCUGGGUUGAAGAAAGGAGGUUUUCUUCACAAGAUCAGGACCAGUUUAAAAUACCUCUGCCCAUCAGAAAACAUACCUCCAAAAAUUGAGGUGGACUUAGCAAAUCUGGACAUCGGUGAUAAGAUAGUGUUUAUGCAUGAUGUUGCAGUGCAACCUUCACUGAAGCUUUUGAAUAAAAAUGACACCAUGCCAAUCUGUAAGAAUUUAGCAAUUAAGCCCAACGAGUCUGAGCCUAAGGUAAAGUCAGAAGGCACAGAAAUGACAGAAGUUGAAGAAGCCAAGUGAAUACUCUACUCUUAAAGCCAUAAGAUCCAGCAAAACUCCUUGAAUAUUCAAGAGCUGGUAUUGUUUGCAGAGCUCAGGUGUACUUGAUUGUAGUUCCGAACUUUGUAGAUCGGGAUUUGUCUGUAAUUUUAACAAUUUUCUACAUAAUGCUGGAUCCUUAGAUGGAUGAAUCGUAUUGUUAAAUGGAUAUUUCGACUGUAAUGGUACAAUUGGUC